Messenger RNA from Ochotona curzoniae (black-lipped pika), 798 nucleotides. RefSeq names its product coiled-coil-helix-coiled-coil-helix domain containing 2 (gene CHCHD2). Lineage: Eukaryota; Metazoa; Chordata; Mammalia; Lagomorpha; Ochotonidae. Bases 60 to 521 code for a protein of 153 amino acids. Gene Ontology annotation, biological process: mitochondrion organization; positive regulation of transcription by RNA polymerase II. The transcript is spliced from 4 exons. Gene Ontology annotation, molecular function: sequence-specific DNA binding. The record is from RefSeq and is a predicted model, not a curated record. Gene Ontology annotation, cellular component: mitochondrion; nucleus.
CUUGGCAGAAGCGGCCGGACUGCUCAGUUUCUCCGACGCCGAGUCGUACGUCCGUGACAAUGCCGCGCGGAAGCCGAAGCCGCACCUCCCGCAUGCCGCCCCCGGCCAGCCGGGCUCCUCCGAUGAGAGCCGCUCCGAGGCCAGCCGCAGCAGCGCAGCCGCCAGCAGCAGCUCCACCAUCUGCAGUUGGCACGCCCGCAGCCGCACCCCGACAGCCAGGCCUCAUGGCCCAGAUGGCCACCACUGCGGCUGGUGUGGCCGUGGGCUCCGCCGUGGGCCACACGCUGGGUCAUGCCAUCACUGGGGGCUUCAGCGGAGGGAGCAACGUUGAGCCCGCCAGGCCCGACAUCACUUACCAGGAGCCUCAGGGAGCCCGCGCCGCACAGCAGCAGGAGUUUGGCCCGUGCUCCUAUGAGAUAAAGCAGUUCCUGGAGUGUGCCCAGAGCCAGAGCGAUGUCAAGCUCUGCGAGGGUUUCAACGAAGUCCUGAGACAGUGCAGAAUUGCAAAUGGACUACUCUAAUCAAGAAGUUCAGGAUGAAGGUAGAAAAUCGAGUUUCUCGACCAAGUUACUUUAGCAUAGCAGUGUAAUCGAUAGUCACAGUUGAGCUGUAAAGCCACAGGUCAGCCUGUCGUCUGCUUGGAAGAGCUCCCUUGGGUCCGCGUUGCGGCGCGAGAGGGCAUUUUUGCUGUGUGGAAACUUACUAAAUUGAAUUUGGGGCUAAGCAGAUGUUCAGGCACCUUGAACAAGCUGUUGUAAUGUUAUUGUUUAUGAUUAGAAUAAAGUGAUUUCCUUCCAA